Molecule: messenger RNA, 903 nt
Organism: Sporothrix brasiliensis 5110
Lineage: Eukaryota; Fungi; Ascomycota; Sordariomycetes; Ophiostomatales; Ophiostomataceae
Product: alcohol dehydrogenase (NADP+)
Exons: 1
Coding region: 1-903 (300 amino acids)
Cellular component (GO): cytosol
Molecular function (GO): aldose reductase (NADPH) activity
Source: RefSeq, a predicted model, not a curated record
AUGCAUUCCGUCUUCACUCUCAACACCGGCGCCAAGAUCCCGGCCCUCGGCUUGGGCACGUGGAACGACAAGGACGCGCAGGAGGAGGCCGUCUUGACCGCGCUCCAGGAGGGCUACCGCCACAUUGACACGGCCGCCAUCUACGGCACCGAGGAGGCCGUGGGGCGUGCGAUCCAGCGCAGCAAGGUGCCGCGCGAGGAGCUGUUCAUCACGACGAAGCUGUGGCGCGCCGACAUGAAGCCCGCGGACGUCGAGCCGGCCCUGGACGCGUCGCUCAAGAAGCUGCAGCUGGACUAUGUGGAUCUGUACCUCAUGCACUGGCCGGCGGCCCAGCUGCCCGGGGCCAAGACGCAGACGGGCGACGUCGACUUUGUCGACACGUACCAUGCCAUGGAGAAAUUGGUUGGUCCGCAGGGCAAGACGCGCGCCAUUGGCGUCUGCAACUUCAGCCGCGCCGAGCUCGACCGCCUGCUGGCCCACACGGCCGUCGUGCCCGCCGUGCACCAGAUGGAGAUGCACCCGUGGCUGCAGCAGACCGACUUUGCCAUCUACAACCGCGGCCUCGGCAUCACCAUCACGCAGUACUCGCCGUUUGGCAACCAGAACGACACGUACGGGGCGCACGCCGAGCGCCUGCUCGACGACCCGACGCUCAAGCGCAUCGGCGCCAAGUACGACAAGACGAGCGCGCAGACGGCGCUGGCCUGGGGCAUUGGCCACGGCCACGUCGUGAUCCCCAAGUCCAAGACGGCCGAACGCAUCAAGCAGAACCUCGGCGGCGACUUCCGGCUGCACCCCGAGGACAUCCAGGAGAUUGACCGGCUGGACCGCAAGAAGCGCUUCAACGACGACUCGGAUGCGGGAUACACGUACUUUGCGGAUUUGGACGGCAAGCAGAAGUAG